Molecule: messenger RNA, 620 nt
Organism: Anoplophora glabripennis (Asian longhorned beetle)
Lineage: Eukaryota; Metazoa; Arthropoda; Insecta; Coleoptera; Cerambycidae
Product: ubiquitin-like-conjugating enzyme ATG10
Exons: 5
Coding region: 18-458 (146 amino acids)
Biological process (GO): macroautophagy; protein modification by small protein conjugation; protein lipidation
Cellular component (GO): intracellular anatomical structure
Molecular function (GO): Atg12 transferase activity
Source: RefSeq, a predicted model, not a curated record
AUGUUUCAAAUAUACUGAUGGAUGGGUGGACGUUACAAGAAAAAGAGGGUGCUGAAAAUGGUAAAUUUAUAACAAAGCGAUAUACGACGCCUUUAAAAGCACUUGAUAAGGAAGAUAUCAAAUUUCUUGUUACUUUUGAGUAUCAUAUUGCCUAUAACUUAAGCUAUGGCGUUCCCGUGCUCUGUUUUAAAGUAUGGAAGCAAGAUGGAUCAUUACUUUCGAUGGAGGAAUAUUGGGCUCUUAAUAAGGAUUUAAAGGAUUCAAACAUGUACGAUACGCUCACGCAGUUGGAUCAUCCAGUUUUAUGUCAGCCAUUCCUUACUCUUCACCCAUGUAGAACCCAAGAGAUCAUUCAACCAUUCUUAGGACAUAGCAAGAAUCUUGUUAUAUCGUGGUUGAGUGUUGUUGGACCAUUUGUACAUUUGACACUACCAGACCAAUAUUUGAAACAUUGUUAACGUAAAUCCUAAAGGAAAAACAACUUCAUUAUUUUUAAUGCGAAGAAGAAGCCUGUCAUUUAUUUGUUUAACCAUACCUAUGAAACUUUAGAAUAAAUUAUACCUUAAAAUAAGCUUACUAGUAUAUUAAGUACUUCUACGUUAAUAGAAACUGUGUAUAGA